Messenger RNA from Limanda limanda (common dab), 3814 nucleotides. Its product is annotated as spatacsin-like. Lineage: Eukaryota; Metazoa; Chordata; Actinopteri; Pleuronectiformes; Pleuronectidae. Gene Ontology annotation, biological process: axo-dendritic transport; axon extension; chemical synaptic transmission. Gene Ontology annotation, cellular component: cytoplasm; synapse; axon. The coding region runs from base 1 to 3591 and encodes 1196 amino acids. The transcript has 21 exons. The record is from RefSeq and is a predicted model, not a curated record.
AUGAAAGGAUCAGAUUCUGUUUCCUCUCACUUCAGGAACGAGGAGAACUUCUGUGACUCAGUGAACCUGCUGGUUCCCGUGUGUUACCUGAUGUUCUGGGCGCUGCUGCUGGGAUUCAGUCUUUACUCGGAGCCGGUGGUUUGUGGCGUCGGCCUCGUCAUCAUGCUCACCGGCGUGCCCGUCUACUUCCUGGGCGUUCAUUGGAAAGAAAAACCAAAGUGUAUCUACAACUUCAUCGAGAGGGCGACGUACGUGGGCCAGCGGUUGUGCUUCGUGGUCUUUCCUCAGAUCGACCCCAUCGAGGACGCCGACCCCUCGGAACAGACUGACCGCUCGAUCUGUCUUCACUCUGUUUACCCCGCCCACUGCGCCGAUGACGGACAGUUUGUCCACUUCCUGUUGUUUGUGGAGCUGCACAGUUUCCCGCCACAGCAGGUGAGGUCACUGGUGGCUGGGUUUGGCCCCGCCCUCCAGGCCCACCUGAGCCUGGCGUUCCAGGAGCUGCAGCUGCACCGUCAGAGGAGGAGCAGUGGAUCCGAGGAGCAGCCGCAGGGUGGGAGCAGGCAAACGGCCUCCGGGGGUCCGGAGCCCCUCAGGGAGCUGUUCCAGGUCCUGCUGCAGAGCCAGGAGGAGGCGUGGCCUGGCAGGUUCCUGCUGCACGAGGCGCUGGUGCAACGCUGCCCCCUGCUGGCUGUGCUGGCGUCCUGCCAACAGGGGGCGGAGCCGCUGCCCUGCCUGUGUGCGUGGGUGUUGACCUCGGUCAAUGAUGUCACACUGAGUGAAGCCACCGCCCACCUGCUCGAAGCCCCCCCGCACCAUCUGUGGACCCUGCACGACCUGUCAAUCAUCUGGAGGACGCUGCUGGGGCGGGGCCACGUCAGGCCCCUCCUACGAGGCUUCGCGCUCUUCCAGAGGGACUGCCCCCUGGUGCUGGUGCUGAGGAUGUUUGAGCUGUGUUGUGACUACAGGAACUUCUCCGAGGCCAAAGUGAAGCUGCUGGAUUUCCAGAGGACGCUCAUCACUCUGAGAAACAGUGGUCCGGCGCCCCCUGGUGGACUCCCCCUGCAGUGGGUGGAGAGCCAGGCCUCGGUGCUGCUCCUCACGAUGCUGCAGCGCUGCUCCUCCCACUACGACCUCCACCGCCUGCUGCAGCUCCUGGCCGACGUCGACAAGCUCCUCAAAUCCAACGGUCCAGACUUCAGGAAGCUGAGUCGCCUCAGUCAGUUGCUGCAGGGCUCAGACGUCAGCUUGUCUCCCCGGUUGCUUCAGUGCAGUUCAGCCUCUGUCCAGCAGGAGGAGUUCCAGGCUGCAGUGGACGCUCUGCAGGCCAGGGGGCGCUACACUCAGGCCAGGAAGGUGGCGCUGCUGGCCGACCUGCCCGUCCACCACCUGCUGCUCAGCCAGCUCCUUCAGGAGAUGAACUCCCAGAAGUCCAAGACAACGUGGAGGAGGUUGGAGACCCGAGUCACUUUCUGGAGGACUUGUCAGGAGCAGCUGAAGAGCGACAGCACGGAUCCAGGAUCAGCUUCCUGUUUCUUCUUGUCGCAGGCUGAAGCCUCAGGUUCCUCGGCGGCUGCAGAAGUUCAGACGGAGCUGCUGGACGUCCAGGAGCGCUGCCUCCUGCUGGGCCUCGCCGCUCACUGGCUCUCCCAGCUCAGCCCGCCUCCCAUCCACCAGCUGGAGAGCAUGGAGAAGAAGCUUUGGAUCAGCCGGGUGCGGCAACACGUCCUCGCCGUGGCCAUGGAGCAGGAGAGCGUCUUCAACCUGCCGCCGCCCGCCGUCGCACCGGAAAUGAACAAGUAUGAAGUUCUGAUGAAGGAGUUCUCCUUCUCCAACAUCUCAGCUCUGAACACGGAGACCUGCCUCCGUCUGGACGGACUCCCGGGUCGCUCCGAGGAGCAGGAGGAGCAGCAGGAGGAGCAGAGAGUUCUGGCUUCACUGAUUGGCCAGCUACUAGAUGACGGCAGUAUCCAUGAAGCCAGCCGAGUCUGCCGCUACUUCUGUCUGCACCACCCUGACGUGUGGGUGGUGCUGCGCUGCCGAGGGCUGGCGUCCGGAGAACUCAGCCCCGCCCCACAAGAGGAGGAGUCAGAGGCGCCGGCGAGGAGGAGCAUCACCCCCUCGUCGUCGUUCGGCAGCCUGUCGCUCGCCAUGACUCCGCCCCCUGAAGACGAGGUCGCCGUCCAGCUGCAGAGACUGGUGGAUCAGUGUUGCCAUGGCAACAACUACUGCAAACAGGUCCUGAGCCUCUACCAGCUCUCCAAGGAGCUGCAGAGCUCCUUCAGUCAGAUCUGCCUCCAGGAGCCUGGCUCGGUGCUGGAGCUGCUGCUGCAGUCGGAUCAGCCCGAGCGCUUCAGGAAGGCUCAGGCCUUCAUCCGGGCCCAGGGCCUCUCCACAGACACCGUGGCCGAGCUGGUCUCCUCCGCCGUGGCCCAGGCGCUGCUGGGCUCCGCCCACGACCUCCACACGGUAGAGAAGCAGGUAUUCCGGCCGUCGGAGGGGCGGGACUCGCUGCUUCAGCUGAUCAAACUAUGUGAUGACCCGAAUCUGGUGGGAAUCAAACUGCUGGAAAACAUCAACGUGGUUCCACUGAGAGACCUGAGCUGCAUCGUGGAUCUGCUGAUCGCUGCUCACGACUGUUUCAGUCUCACCUGUAACAUGGAGGGAAUCGUCCGGGUGCUGCAGGCCGCCCGUCACCUCAGCCACGCCUACCUGGCCCCGGGGGAGCACUACGGCCUGCUGGUGCGUCUGCUGACAGGCGUGGGCAGAUAUGAUGAGAUGACGUACGUCUUCGACCUGCUGCAUCAGAACCAUCGCUUCGAGAUGCUGCUGAGGAAGAAGGUGGACAUGGACCGAGGACAGAGCUCCAGUCUGAAGACGGCUCUGCUGGACUACAUCAGACGCUGCCUCCCUGCAGACAGCGAGAAGCACAACAUGGUGGCGCUGUGCUUCAGCAUGAGGAGGGAGAUCGGAGAAAACCACGAGAUGGCGGCCAGGACGCAGCUGAAGAUCAUCGAGUCUCAGGAGUGGGUCGUCACGCCGGAUCUGAAGAGCUCAUUGGUCAAAGUGUUGGGUCUGUUGAAGGACGCCGCUGAGAGCUUCUCCAAGGACUCGUGUGUGCGUCAGGCCACUCUCUGUGUCCGCACAGCUAAGCUAGUCGCUCUUCAGCUCCACUUCCUGAACCAGGGGUCGGACGUACGUGUCAUCAACCUGCGACCUGCGGUGCUGCUGAACACGCUGGUCCAGCUGCCGCGAUGCUACCAGGUGUUUGUGGUGUCGGAGGCGUACGGCGUCGGCCCCGACUGGGCGGAGCUUCUGUUCCAGAAGGUGAUUCUGAAAGGAGACUUUGUUUACCUGGAGGAGCUGAAACGCCACCGCCCGCUGACCUCCAGCCUGUUCGAGGACAUUUUCAAGAAACUGGACGGCGCUCCCAGCAGCGUCACGCCGCACGUGAAGCGCCUGCUGACGCACUGCGAGGACGUGUACAGCCACUACAGACUGGCCUACCAGCAGAACCUGGAGCACGUCACCAAAACCAUGCUGCAGGACGCAGAGACGUCCAACUACCUGAACGACAGACUGGCCAGCUGAUCCGCUGAGACACUGGUCUGUCCAAGGAAUCUGAAGAACUGCACAACACUUAUUGAGCAGAUAUAAGUUUGUUCUCUUAUCUUCUGUGGAGAUUAAAAUCCAUUGGACUGAUGCUCUCAGUGAAACAUCUCUGUUAGUUGAUCGUAAAAAGAUGAAAUGUUACAAGCUGAGAAUCGACAGAAAACCUUCAUGAAAUGUAAAUUAAAGAGACUUUUGAAACGGC